Mucor velutinosus is the source of this 1347-nucleotide messenger RNA. RefSeq lists its product as uncharacterized. Gene Ontology annotation, biological process: proteolysis. The coding region runs from base 1 to 1347 and encodes 448 amino acids. The transcript is spliced from 9 exons. Lineage: Eukaryota; Fungi; Mucoromycota; Mucoromycetes; Mucorales; Mucoraceae. Gene Ontology annotation, molecular function: serine-type carboxypeptidase activity. Gene Ontology annotation, cellular component: fungal-type vacuole. The record is from RefSeq and is a predicted model, not a curated record.
AUGGUUUUCGUUGCUAGAAGCAUCGCAGCUACUUCUCUUCCAAUCACUCACUCGACAGACGACAUCAAUUACAAUCACUUUAGCAGUGUACUAAACUCUAAUUACAGCGUUCGAUUUGUAAAUCCACAGUUGUGCGAUCCUAAUGUGACUCAGCACUCUGGAUACUUGGAGAUGGGUACAGAAAAGUACUUUUUUUGGUUCUUUGAAAGCAAAAGUAAACCAGAAGAGAAGCCUUUGACAGUUUGGUUAAAUGGAGGUCCUGGCUGUUCUAGCAUGAUCGGUUUAUGGCAAGAAAAUGGACCUUGCAGAAGUGGAAAGAAUGGCACCGAAGUUACAUACAAUCCGUACACUUGGACAAGGUUCUCUAAUAUGCUCUUUAUUGACCAGCCUAGUGGCGUUGGCUAUUCAUAUGGAGAUAAGAUUGAUUCACAAGUAGAGACAAGCGCCGUGGCAUUUUAUCAAGCGAUUCAGCUAUUUUAUGAGGCUUUUCCCAAGUACAGUAAACUGCCCUUCCAUCUCUUUGGAGAGUCUUUCGCUGGUCGUUAUAUUCCAAUCUAUGCAGAGUAUAUUGUCAAGAGAAAUCUAGAAGCAGUGAAUCAAGUGAUACCUAUUCAGUCUGUUGGUAUUGGUAACGGAUGGAUCAAUCCAUUAAUUCAAUUAAAGUAUGCGGCUCAAAUGGCAUGUGAAUCUAACUAUGGUCAGCUUUUGCCCGAGUAUUUAUGUGCUCAAAUGAGAACUAAUUACAAGCGAUGUGCCAAGCUGAUCGAGAAAUGCUACGCCUCAAAUCGCCGAAACGACUGUGUUGCUGCCGAUGGAUAUUGUAAUGCAAAUGUAGACGGUCUGUUCAGCAGAUCAGGACGAAAUGUCUACGAUGUCAGGCAGUCUAGCUCAACUGUAACACCGCCUGAAGACUUUAUAAAUCUACUAGAUCUUCCUGAUCUUCAACGAGCAAUUGGCGUAAAGCACAUGAAAUACCAACAAUGUGCUGAUCCGCCAUACUAUGCCAUGAUUAACGCUGGAGAGGGCAUGCGCAACUCGGCGCUGUAUUUGAGCUCACUCUUGAAUCAUGGUGUUCGUGUUCUAAACUAUGUAGGAGAUGCUGACUACCUAUGCAACUGGUAUGGAAACUAUGCCUUGACAACCGAUUUAAAGUUCAAAGGAAGUGUUGAAUUCAACAGCCAAACCUUAAGACCUUGGAUUUUCCAGAGUAAAGAAGUAGGCCAGGUUCAGAAUACAAGUUUAAUGACUUUUCUUCGCAUCUAUGAGGCUGGACAUGAAGUGCCUUAUUACCAACCUAGAAACGCUCUGGCUAUGUUUGCCAAGUGGGUAUCAAACAAAGCUUUUUGA